AUGGACGGCCACAAGCACGGCCGCAAUGUCUCCCGAUCAUCAAGACCGCGUAGCUCAACCAAAGGGCCAUUAGACCAGCCAGACGACCCUCUGAAGGUUGAGAGCUUAAGCAAGAUUCCCACACCAUUGCAUCAAAAUGCGGCAGACUAUGGGAUCUAUACGGGAGAAUCAUUCAGCUCAUUGGACCCUCUAGCCCCAGAACUUCCACCAGAACUGGAGAAGGACCUCUCGUUUCUUCUUCGCUAUGACAACUAUCAUUCUCUAUCACAAGUUGACAUCCCGCAUGCCUUGCGGUCGGACUUUAUAUCCCCCAAGUCUGAUGAGAGUUUGGCUUCGUCACUCGUCACCCUCGAAAGACUCCUGGCUGAAGGCCAUUUCCUUCUAGCGGCCUACCUAAGUGGCACGAUUCUAACAUCACCUCUGAUAUCCCCGACGGAUACCAAGCUGAUAUUUGCGCUUUUCUACACACGUCUUGCAUGCCUGGAGCUCUCCGGAAAUACGAACAUUGCAGCCCAAGAGUCAAAGGCGCUGGAAGACCUAAGCUCCACGUUCUACUACGUAGAACCCGAACUUGAAGCGGCCGAUGCUCCUGACCACGAAUCAAGCUCCUCUCAACAUAUCGCGCCGUGGCCGCUCCGCGUUCUAGCCAUCCGGCUGCAAAGUAUCGGAUUUGGAGACCCGCGCAGGGGAAUCGGAGGCUUGUACGAGAUCGGACUCGAAGCUCGCAGGGAGAUCAUGCGUCCAGACAUCGAUCCAGCGGAACGUGAAAUCUGGAAACAGAGGCUGUCUGAUCUUGGGGUGCGGACGGUAAACGCACUGGUUGAAAUGGGAGAUUUUAACGCGGCAAAGAGAUCACUGGAGAGCUUGAGGAUCACGGAGUCAGCCAACGAUGCUAUAAAGCUGAGAGCGGUACUUCUUCUACUUGCCAUUGGCGAUGUAGAUGCUGCGAGGCAAUUGUGUGCGGGUUUGGCGGAUACCGAGGACGCAAUAUUCAAGCCUCUUUUUAGUAUGGCUGAGGGCCGCUAUGACGAUGCAGUUAUCGAAUGGCGCGAUAUUCUAGGCAACAAGAGCAGAGAAACGGACGAGGCGGUUGUUUCCCAGAAUCUGGCUGUGUGUCUCUUGUAUACUGGCCGCUUAAGUGAGGCACGCGGGGUUUUGGAAUCCUUGGUUCAGGAACAGCACUCCUUCUCCAGUCUUGUUUUCAAUCUGGCGACCGUCUAUGAGCUGUGCUCUGACAAAGCUGUACAACUGAAACAUACGCUUGUCGAAAACAUUGCCAAACAGCCAGUCACAGGUCAUACAAACCUAGAUCGCUUGAAUGCAGAUUUCAAGUUGUGA
This is a messenger RNA of Aspergillus mulundensis, 1338 nucleotides long. RefSeq lists its product as uncharacterized. Gene Ontology annotation, molecular function: protein binding. The coding region runs from base 1 to 1338 and encodes 445 amino acids. Gene Ontology annotation, cellular component: TRAPP complex; Golgi apparatus. The transcript is spliced from 4 exons. Lineage: Eukaryota; Fungi; Ascomycota; Eurotiomycetes; Eurotiales; Aspergillaceae. The record is from RefSeq and is a predicted model, not a curated record.